UCUUUCCUUUUUUUUUUUCUUUUUGAAAGCUCCCACCAAACUCAGACACCCUUUUCUUUCUAUACUGCUUCUUUUUUUUUCUCAGAUUCUAACAGUAUAUCUACCGUUUUUUAUCAUGCUCAUGUACCUAUAUUUGACUUUUUGUUACGCUUCCUUUACAAGCAAGGCAUAGCGUCCCUGAAAAGUACAAGAUAACUCCUCAUCCGUGAAAAAUAAAAGUGAGACCUAAGCAUGGCUCUAGUCUUGUCGCCCGACUAAAUCGUACCUUGGUCAUCCAAGUGUGGCAAAACGACGCGGUAGACAGCUGAAUCAUGCGGCAAAGUUCAGCGUAAGACCCGUCCUCGCAGGUUAAAGAAAGGGAGCGAGAGGUAGAUCUAGAGGCCUACGUAAUAAAUGCGCUCGACUCCCAUCGCCCUUUACUCUUCCUUGUUGGUAAACUGAACGGGCCGGAUCGAAGGGAAGAGGUUCCGCUUUCGUUGGCUCAGAUCAGAUAUAAUACACACUACUGGAUUUAUCCUCGGGCAGAAGAUCGAGUUGUACAAACAUGCCUCCUGAAUCCCAGACAGAAUCUUCAACAACCUCCACGGCUACCGUCAGAAAACAUUUGCCGCCUGUCAAAGACGAGAAGACUGGAGAGUACAAAAGUGUGGCCGACAACUUCACAGGGGCCACUCAGGCUUCCAGAUACUUGGUGGUAUCAGCGGUUGCUCUCUUCAUUUACUUCAGAGCUCCGCUUCAAGAUGCUGUGGAUCAUCUAUGGAGCUACUUAAUUAAAAAUGAUUUAUUUUGUUCUGCAUAUUUUGAAACAAUUUAUGUUACCUUAGUUUAUAUUGCUUUAGUGGCAGGUUAUCCAUUUGUGAUGCACUACAUUCCAUGGGUACAAAAAUUUAAAGUCAGUGAUGAUGUCACCUAUGUACACAGGCCUUUCUUCGGGAAAGUCGGUAUGGUCCUGGAGAUGUUUUUUCACCUGACGCCGCUCUUAGUGGCAGAUGCUUUGAAGAUGAAAAAAUACUUUGACGUUCCGGAAAUCGAGUGGGAGAAAAGAAGAGGUCAGUGGAUACAGACCACGCGAGCGUUGCCAGAACACUCACCCAAUGUCCUGCUUAUGUGUGGCCAAGUCAUCGGAUCUGUCAUAGCGUUUGACGCCAUAUUUUUCGUUGUGCACUUCAUACUCCACAAAAACUUUUAUCUGUACAAAUAUUUCCAUUCCCAACAUCACGACCAUGACGUCAUGCACCCUCACGUGACCAACCAGCUGUCGGUCGUGGAAAGGAUCUUGCAGGUGGCCUCGGCGAACUACUCACUGAUACUAUUCCGAAGCCACCCGCUGUCUCGGCUUGUAUUUGUGCCUGUGUUUCUGUGGUUUCUCAUCGAGAACCAUACGGGCUACGACUUGCCCUGGGCACCACACCGCCUGAUUCCGCACGGCGUGAUGGGCGGGCCUGCCAAACACCACGCUCACCACCAGCAUGGCUCUCGACACUACCAGCCUUUCUUCAAUUAUCUUGAUAAAUGGCUUGAAAAUUGGCAGCUGAGGAAGAAACUAGCAUAAUAAGAAUCUUUUUACAAUUUUUUAAAUUUUAGUUUAUAUCUCAACCCCAGUUAAAUCGAUGUGAUGUGAAUGGUAGUACUUUGAAGUUAUCAUUACUUGGUUUGUUGGUUUGAUGAUGAGAGGUGAUUCAGGAACGAAAAGGUAUCAUACAUAUUUUUCAAAAGUUAUUUUUGAUUUGUUCAUUUCCUCUCUUUGUUCAUCUAUAAGUACUAUGGACAGUAUAAUAUGUUUGUUAAAUUAUCUCUGAAAUACAGUAUACAAGAACUGAUCCAGAAAGAGAUAAAAAUGUUCAUGUCUGGAUUCUAUCAUUGGUAUUUUUCACGAUUCACACUUUUUGAUUUUGUGAGGAUAACCUAGACAUGUCUGACAGGACAAGAAGCAGCCGGGAAAAGAGUCAAGAGACGGGGAUAUAUUUGUUAUGUAUUUCACACGCUUGGUUCGAACUCAGUUCUCUGAUUUUGUUCAAAGUCUUUUAAAACUUUUUUUCUUCAAACGUUUUGGUAAAAACUUAUGCAGAAUAUUGAUAAUGCAUAUUUCAGUUUAUUUUGGGAUAUAGCUAAAUGUUCCUUAUUUUGUUUCAUUUUGCGGUUUGCGCCUUUACCUUCUUACAUUUAUUGUUUGGUAGUUCACUUAGUUUUUCUAUAAUGCUAGUUGGACAAUGAUAUUAAUUUUCUGAUGGAGGCUAUUCUUUCAUCGGCCUUUAUUCUCCUUUUUGUUUUAUAUUUUUGUAAAUGUUAUUAACUUUGAAUUGUCAUGGCAACUAAACGUAACUGAUUACCAGAGAACCACGGCCAUAUCCAUAAUAGGCUACUUAAUUGUCAGUUUUAUCUUAUCAAUGGAGUAGUAUUGGAUUUUUUUUCUUGCCAUGGGAUGAGUUGUCUUUGUUGGAAUAAGAGAUGCCAUUUUGAUACACAAUACAACAAAUCAUCAUUCUUAAAGGUCUCGUAUGUUCUACGUUUGAGUUGCAAGGGAUAUUGAGAGAUGAAACUUAGUUAUAUUUGUUUUGAGCCGUUCACUCAAUGUCUCUUUGGAUGCCUUUGAUAAAUUUAUCUAAUUUAUUACCCCAAAGAAAUGUGAUAUUUGUAAGCUGUACAAUGCUGAUAAGAGUAGGAUUUGUUGUUGUUAUUUAGCCGUGUUGUGUGUUGACCAUUAAGGUACCCCCACCUGUAAGUUGUACAAAAUUUCGAUAUUAUAUUUGUUACCCACUGUCUAUAGUUAUUACAAUUCCUUUAAAAAGCAAUUGAGUAGGUUUGUGUGCGGUCAUGUUUUGCUGUUUAAACAAUGCUUUCAGUAUUUUAUGAGAUUUUUCUUUACAACAAAGGAUAAUUAUCAGUCAGUUUUAUUGAUGUACCCGGUGUCACAUAGCAUAGCCUCUAGCUAUGUUGAAUUUUCCGUAGAAGUACCGAGAGUGCUGGCGGUUGGAGGGCGCCACUGGUAGGUCCUACUUUUUCACUAUCCAUCUGUUAAUUCUGUCUGUCUUACUUUCCCCCGGCACUAAAUGACCAUUAAUGUGUCGAUGUGCUUCUCAAACUCAAACUCAAACUGUACCGAGAGUUUGUUGCCGCUUGAAAUCCAAACUGCUACACGCUCUAUGCAAAGCACUGAUGUCCGUGUUUUUGCAGAUACUGCUGGGUCAGCGCUUUUGUCUUGUCUUUUAGCGAAGAUUUUGGGGGCUUUUUUUCUUGUUUUUGUGGGAAGGGAGUUGCUUUUGUGAAUCUUGACUUAGCUUGGAUUGGCACCGACAGGACGUGUCGAAGUAGCCUACCUUCCAAUGAAUGAUCUAACAAUGUCCUUAAUUCUCAUAUGAGACUAAACAGUUGAGGAGAAUCUCAAUAGUUCCUAUGAAGUGGCAAUAUGAUUCAUUUGAGGUAAUACCCAGUGGUGCAAAUUACCUAUUUGAUACGAUACAUAUUUGAAAACGAGUUAUGGCGGCUCCAGUGCAAACGACAAUGCACAAUGGCGUUACCUGAUAAUCACAACGUUUAAUCUGCUCAAUGCCUAUUUCUUGAGAAAUAUGACGUCAAAUUUUUUUAGUUUCACAAUAUUUCAAGCUUUUUCGAAUGCAAUUCUUGGAAUAUCUUGAUAACGACUCCGAAUAUUUUUACGAUUUUGACAGAGCAGAUUAGAGCAUUUGCUUUCUGGCCUCAUGGUCUUAUUAUAGUGACUCAAAUGGCCAAAAAUGUCAGAUAAAAUGUUGUAAUAUUAUUGUCUGAGGUAGCGAUGUAUAUCAAACUAGUAUGUGCCUUGCUUCAUCAAAUUUGACCCAGGAGUCAGUUUGGGCCCAUUGCAUUCCGCGCACAACCCCGCAACGCUUAGUAGCCUUAUGUUUGGCUGUUUUCAUGUUUUUGUAAACUUGUUUUGAUUUUGGGAGCAUUGAUCAAAUUGUACCUAAGUGGUAGUUUUUGCCCUACAGGAAGGAAAAUCUGGCUGUCCCCGACUUAUAUAAAAAUAAUGGGCAAUGUACCCUGGGUAUGAAAUGUUGUUGUAAUGGUCACCAUCUAAUUGUUUAAAGGUUUAUAAAAAUUCGAAUAAAUCUCUAGAUAAGUGGUUCUGUGCGACAUUAAGUAGCCUGAUUAGCUGUAUACUAACUACAGCACUGAUUAAAGUUUACAAGGUUACAUAUCAACAUCAAAGCCAUGUGUAUACUGAGCGACCAUUUUAAUGACUGUCAAAGAUAUCGCUUUUCAAAGAUGGCUGUGCUUUUAUUACUUUUAAAACUUGCAAGUGAUAGUGAAUUGAUUACCAGUACUCACUGAUUUGCUUUGUUGAACUGAUUAUGGAAUGCUGUCAGUGAAAAUAUGUUCGAUGUACAAUUAAAAACACUGAACUUUGCCUGAAACUGUCAUCUCAUUCAUAGGGUCAUAUGAUGUUUCCGAAUUCCGGAAUCGUUGCACCUCAUUGCCCCGUUACUGAAUUUCAUCUAAUUUAAGCUGACAAUAAUCCUAGUUAUGACUUUUUUCCUAAUUUCAUCUUUCAUUGAAUUGUACAUAAGCACACUACUUAAUUUUACACUCAUUUACUCGGCUGUAUUGCCAACAAUUUGGAAUUUAUUAAUUUCCUAUGUUAAAAUACCUGGUGAAAUAGGAAUGGUGACAGUUUGACAUUCACGUAUUAUCUGUGUAACAAUUUUGACUUCUCAGUAAACAAAAUUUGUUUCUAUUAAAAACAGAAUAGAAGUUUACAAUUUUCAACUAUUUCUUUCAGGAGUAAAUCAAUAUCGAGUCUUUCAAAAACCUACUCUUGUCUGUGUUUUGCGAUAGUCUUAUCAGACGUGCUGUUUUCUCACUUUCUGUAAGCUGAGAUCAAAUUUAUUGGUUAAUGAAAACGCAUUCCAGUCACAUCAGACUUCAGAUUUCGGAUUGACAGUGUUCAAAACGACCCUAAAUGGCGUUUGUGGUGUAGCGGUUAGGCGCUUCACUGUCGCCCACAGAAGACCCUGCCUUGAUUCACGAGUAGGGAUAAUUUUUUAAAUUAUAGUAUCUUCGUUCCUCUACUGAGAUGUUGUAUCCCUCUCAACCGGGGUUGGCCUUGGCAGGCAGGUUCGAAGCUCACCUCCUUGAUCAGUUAAACUGUGUCGAUGGGGGCGUAAAAAAUUACUUUUUUUUAAAGUCUGAAAUGAAACACUGUAUAAUAUGAUAAAUUAUGAGAGUGCCAAUCUUAAUUUUGCUCUUCAAAAUGAAUGGUGCCUUUUUAUUUCGAUUCUGUUGUUCUUUUUGUUUGUUUGCUUUGGGGGGAUUAUUUGUUUUUGGGUUGGAUUUUUAAAAAUCUUUCUCUUGUUUGCAGUGAAUAAUCAGGCAAGAGGAGUAAAGUAAGUAAACCAAUUUCCAUAAUUCAUCAAGCUGUUGUUGAUUGUGAAAUUCUUAGACUUAGUCUUCGAUUUUAAUCGAUUCACUUUAUUGACAUUCCUAGAAAUAUGUGCCUCGUUGGGGUUUGUUUUUGUUUGUUGGGGUUGGGGUUGUUUUGUUUGUUUUUUUGGGGGGGGUUGUUGUUGUUUUUGGGGGUUUUUUGGGGGUGGGGUGUUCUUGCUUUGUUGUGUGUGGGGGGGGGUCGUUUGGUCGGGGUUUUUUGGCGACAGUUGUGCUCAUAAAAGUUGCGAUAGUGAGUUAUACUGCACUGAAUAUUUGAUGUGUUUUUUGUUUUUUUCUUUUAUAUUUUGCAUUACAACGUGUACUGAAGAAAUACAUAACAGUUUUACUUCAGUUAGAUGAAGUGUGAAAGAUAAAA
Messenger RNA from Aplysia californica (California sea hare), 5776 nucleotides. Its product is annotated as cholesterol 25-hydroxylase. The record is from RefSeq and is a predicted model, not a curated record. The coding region runs from base 545 to 1552 and encodes 335 amino acids. NCBI's taxonomy places the organism in Eukaryota, Metazoa, Mollusca, Gastropoda, Aplysiida, Aplysiidae. Gene Ontology annotation, biological process: sterol biosynthetic process. The transcript has 2 exons. Gene Ontology annotation, molecular function: iron ion binding; C-4 methylsterol oxidase activity.